AUGGAAGAGACACUAGACUUGGAAGCCCAGAACCCUGGUCCCGAUGUGGAUAAAAAACUCAAGGCCCUUAAUGUGCUUGUUGAUAAAACAAGAACAAAAGUUGAGCGAGCCGGAAGAGCUGUAAGAAACAGACUGUCGGUAUGGAAAAUCCCUUUGUAUAUUUACCAGACAUGGUUGUUCUUCUUCAUGAUUUUUUCUUGUUUGACGAUGUUCACCACAAAGUUGGGAGUCGUGACAUACAAGUACGAUAGCUCACUUAGCUCGAAGAUGAAUCAGACGGCUAAUUCUCUAGAACUAGCGAUGGAGGGCUCAACUCAAAAUUUCUCCAGUUUGCUACCACCACAAUGGCCCAGCGGAACAUAUACGGUAGGGUUUUUCUUUGUUUGCAGAAAGAACGACAACUCCAAAAAGGUGUGCUACAGAGGCAAGAUAGUGGAGGAUCUUAUCCUCAAAGACAUUGGCAUUCAAAUUGCCGAGUACAAUGGAAUGAAGGAUCCAGCUGCUUUUGGCGAAACCUUCUUGGUUACUUACCGAGAGGUACAAAAGAAUUUAAGGAAGGAGCGGUCAGAAAGAAGCCAUUGUCACUACUCCUACUCCGAAGAAAAGCGGAUAUGUGAGUUUGAAGGCCUUACGGCGGAGGAGGCUUCUUUCCUUCCUUCUACAAGAGUUGCUGAAAAUCCGCAAAUCGGUGGUCCUUAUCUCUAUCUCGUGCAAGCUGCUUUGUUGUUCAUUUCGUUAUCUUUGUUGUUAUGGGAUGGAGAAGAUGGUGUUGCAGUAUUUGUUUCCAUUCUUUGCACCGCCGUCCUGAUACCUGGCUUGACACCGUUUCUUGUCAUGGCAACAAAACUAGGUCAGCCGAUGGAGUAUUUCGUCGAUGAAUCUCAUGCAUUCGCUUUCACAAUGUACCUUCUCGAGCCAGCUAUACCAUCCAUGGCGUUUAUUGUCAUUUUCAAUAUGUUGAUUGCUGAAACAUAG
This is a messenger RNA of Candidozyma pseudohaemuli, 975 nucleotides long. RefSeq lists its product as uncharacterized. The record is from RefSeq and is a predicted model, not a curated record. Lineage: Eukaryota; Fungi; Ascomycota; Pichiomycetes; Serinales; Metschnikowiaceae. The transcript has a single exon. Bases 1 to 975 code for a protein of 324 amino acids.